CUUUCAUUUAACUUGUAUGAAAAGAUUUCUCAGAAAUUCUCUUCUCUUCUUCAUACUUUUCCUACAUCUGCAAUCUCACUCUCAUUCUUCCAUACCAAAGAGGCAAAAGGAAUACGAGAAGGAAAGAAACUGUGAUGGAUUCGGAGAAGAUGAUUCCACUCGAAGGGCGGAGAGACGACCCACUCCGAUACGGAAUCCACGGCGUGAAGAGUGAUAUUAUUGAACCUCACCCGCUUGAAUCUGCCUAUCGCUCUUCGAAGGUGAGGCAAGAAGAAAUGAAGAAGAAAAUUUUGAUGAAUACUUACGGAGCGGCGUUUCCAAUUAAGAUGGAGCUCGAUCGACAGAUUCUCUCGAAAUUUCAAAGACCUCCUGGAGUUAUACCCUCUUCAUUUGUGGGUUUAGAGGCCAUGAAUGGAACUUUGGAAAGUUUUGGUUUUGGAGACUACCUCAAUGAUCCUAGGGAGUCUGAAUCAUUUCGUCCAGUAGACAUGCAUCAUGGCAUGGAAGUGCGUCUUGGCCUUUCAAAAGGACCACCACAACCCAGUUUCAUGUGAAGCAUUCAGCAACCAGCAGCCCGACUUCAAGUAUAUUGUUGGUUGAGCGUCUUUUCUGUAAUACAACCAAUGUGAUCUGUAUUCGACAUAUUUGGCUAAUCAAAGAACACCAAUCCCUCAUAGUUGAUUGGAUGUUGUUCAACUUUGUUUCUUGCA
Molecule: messenger RNA, 710 nt
Organism: Sesamum indicum (sesame)
Lineage: Eukaryota; Viridiplantae; Streptophyta; Magnoliopsida; Lamiales; Pedaliaceae
Product: cyclin-B1-2
Biological process (GO): proteasome assembly
Cellular component (GO): cytoplasm; nucleus
Source: RefSeq, a predicted model, not a curated record